UUUCUCUCAUUAACCUUUUGUGGACUUUUGUAUAUGCUCGAACUUUUAAAAUUAUCCGGCUUAUUGUUAUCGAAAACAAAGGGAUUAUGGUACUGCUUUGAAUUGGCUACUUUGGGACAAGGAACGAACCAGUUGAGUGCUCUACAAAGAUUAAAAAAUGUUGCUAUUUUCUGUUCGCAAUUUUUCCACUUCUCGGAUUUCGCGCGCAUCUGCUCUUAAAGAAGUAUUCAUUUUGGAUGCUUGCCGCACACCUAUUGGCUCUUUUCGUUCACAACUUGCUUCUCUACCAGCCCCUUCAUUAGCUUCUGUUUGCAUUAAAGAGCUUAUAAAAAGGACAAAUAUUCCGGCGAAGGAAAUACAAGAGGUUUUUCUUGGGCAAGUCUGUCAAGCAAAUGUUGGACAAGCUCCUGCAAGACAAGCGGCCCUUGGAGCUGGUUUGGAUGUCGGUGUUGCUGUUACAACAAUAAAUAAAGUUUGUAGUUCUGGGUUAAAAUCAAUAAUGCUUGCUGCUCAACAAAUACAGACUGGACACCAAAAUAUUGUAAUUGGGGGAGGAAUGGAAUCAAUGAGCCAAGUUCCGUAUUAUUUGGAACGGGGAGAACUUCCAUAUGGAGGAGCGAAAUUAAUUGUAUUUUUAUUUUUUUAUACAAAAAUUAAAUUUUCUGUCAUUUUGUGGAAUUCUGAAUUUUUUCCACAAAAUUUUGUCCACGAUUUAAUUUUUUUCAAUUUUUCCACAACUCUAAAAAAUUUUGGCUGUAGUUUAGUCGAGGGCCUGCACCGAACCGGGACAAAUGAUAUGUCAAUGGAUUCGUCUCGGCGAGCUGAGUCGAACGGUACCACUCUCCAGGUGCGGAAAUGCCUGUGGACCGAGAUAUAG
This is a messenger RNA of Meloidogyne enterolobii, 877 nucleotides long. NCBI's taxonomy places the organism in Eukaryota, Metazoa, Nematoda, Chromadorea, Rhabditida, Meloidogynidae. The record is from the annotation of a GenBank genome assembly.